Molecule: messenger RNA, 5555 nt
Organism: Saccostrea cuccullata (small rock oyster)
Lineage: Eukaryota; Metazoa; Mollusca; Bivalvia; Ostreida; Ostreidae
Product: slit homolog 2 protein-like
Exons: 36
Coding region: 329-4744 (1471 amino acids)
Biological process (GO): axon guidance
Molecular function (GO): heparin binding; Roundabout binding; calcium ion binding
Source: RefSeq, a predicted model, not a curated record
CCCAAAGCGCGUAGAGUACGAAUCGGCAUCGAACAAUUCCGUAUACUAAAAUUCACAGGAUAUACAGGGUAUUUGACAUCUAUUAAAUUCAGAUUAAAAAGGUUCGUGCAUCUUCGAUAACUGUGAAAGUAGAAAGAAAACCAGACGAAUGGAGAUUUGGAAUUUCUGAGGAACACCUGUACAAGUUGAAAUAAGUUAAAGGGAUAGCCUUCUCUGGCGAUAUUACACUGCAUUCAGGAUUUUACUGUGGGAUAUAUAAUAUUAUAAAUCUCUGCGCCGUGCCAUUGUAGUGAUGAAAUUUUGAGAAAAAUAUAUCCAAUUAUUCAAGAUGAAACCCAAAUUAUAUUUUAUGGAUUACAUUACGUGGAAUAUUAUGUUCGUAGUUGUGAUGAUUUUAAUUUCGUUGAAUGCCGCUAUGGCAUGUCCGAAUGAAUGUGUUUGUCAACAAAAAACCGUAGAUUGUAGCUAUAAAAAAUUACAAAUUAUUCCAAGUGGAAUUCCUCCAGCAACACAUCGCUUAGAAUUACAAGGCAAUAAUAUAACGGUGAUAAGAAGAAAUGAUCUACAGAAUUUAAAUAAUCUGAAAGUUUUACAAUUGCUAGAAAACAAGAUACACACUAUAGAGCAGGGAGCAUUUCGAGAUCUUGACCAAAUGGAAAGAUUGAGAAUAGACAGAAAUGAACUGACAGAGCUUCCAGACAACCUGUUUGCUUCAAUGAAAAAGCUUCAAAGAUUAGACCUGAGUUACAAUAAGCUGAAAGUGAUUGGAAAAAAGACCUUGUCGGGAUCCACUGUGCUGCGUAAUUUACAACUGGACCACAACGAACUCGAGUGUGUAUCAGAGACAGCGCUUAAACCACUUCACAACAUGGAGAUCUUGACCCUGAACUACAACAAGCUGACGUCCCUACCCAAGAACCUAUUUGACAACAUGAACAGUCUCCGGACACUGAGACUGAUAGAUAACAAGUUUGUAUGUGACUGUCACUUGGCCUGGCUGUCCCAGUGGUUGAAGCAGAACCCCAGUCUGGGUCUGUACACAGAGUGCUCCGCCCCACCCAACCUACAGGACAUAGAGGUAGACGAGGUCCAUCCCUUCAGCUUCCAGUGUCCAGCAGGUCAGGACACCACACAACACAGGGACAGGUGCUCCUCCGUGGCUUCCUGUCCCAAAAAGUGCCGCUGUAACAACGGGGUGGUGGACUGUCGCGGCGCCGGACUUACAGAGUUCCCCUCCUUAUUUCCUGACGAUGUCACUGAAAUCCGCUUGGAGCAAAAUCACAUUGUUGUAGUCCCCUCCCGAGCCUUCGCCGAUCUGAAGAAACUCCGGAGAAUAAAUUUGAGCAACAACAAAAUUGCAGAGAUUGCCGCAGAUGCUUUCAGUGGACUGACUUCACUUAAUUCUCUGGUACUUUAUGGGAACAAGAUAAGCGACCUGCCUACUGGAUUGCUCAAGGGCCUAUCAUCUCUACAAUUACUCUUGCUAAAUGCAAACCAGAUAAAGUGUAUACGAGUAGAUGCAUUCCAAGACCUCGCCAGUCUCAACCUUUUGUCUCUCUACGACAAUAAAAUUCAGUCCUUAGCUAACGGAACAUUUGCCCCACUGAAAAAUAUCAAGAAUUUGCACCUGGCCCGUAAUCCAUUUAUCUGCGACUGUAACCUGCAGUGGCUGACAGAAUAUCUACAUCAGAACCCAAUAGAAACCAGUAUCGCCCGCUGUGAGGCGCCGGGCCGAAUGAAGCGCAAGAAGAUCGCCACCGCUAGAGCCGGGAAGUUCAAGUGUAAAGGUUCAGAAAUGCAUAGAACGAAGAACGCAGGCCAGUGCAUGAUAGACAUUGAGUGCCCCAAACAGUGUAUCUGUCAAGGAACCGUGGUCGAUUGUUCUGGUAGACAACUCAUCAAAAUACCAGAAAAUAUACCCAUUUAUACCACAGAAUUAAAACUUCAGAAUAAUCAAAUUGAUAAGCUCCAGGCAAAUGGCUUAUUCAGCAAACUUGUUAAUCUACAAGUCUUAGAUCUGAGUAGUAAUCGUCUUCAAGAGAUAGAGGCCGGCACGUUUAAUGGGGCAAAGAAGCUGAUAGAUGUAGAUUUUUCCAGUAACAGAAUCGGGAAGCUCUCGGGAAAAUCUCUUCGUGGUCUGGAAACCGUCAGAACCUUGAUUAUCGAGAAAAACCGAAUUACCUGUCUGAGCAACACAACAUUGAACUCUCUCACAGAACUAAGGCAGCUGUCCCUCUAUGGCAAUGAGAUUAGAUGUAUAUCAGAAGGCGCAUUUGAUAAACAAGCCUCUUUGUCUAUUUUAAACUUGGAGUCUAAUCCCUUUAACUGUAACUGCCACAUGGCCUGGCUGAGUAGCUGGUUAAAGAAAAACAAUGUGAUAGCUGGUGUUCCUACCUGCUUCCUCCCCUCUCGUCACAAGAAUGUCCCCGUACUGACCAUUAAAGAGGAGGAAUUCACAUGUCCAACUGAUGUAGAUAUUGGAUGUAACACUGGAAUCUCCCCCUGCUGUUCAGAAACCGUAAACACAGCGGUAGGAAGCUGUGACCCCCGGGCCUACUGCCCCCCUCGGUGUACCUGUACGGGAACCGUGGUCAGGUGUAGCCGCCAGGGUCUUAAUGUGGUCCCCCCACUCAUCCCAGAGGACACCACCGAACUGUAUUUAGAUGUAAAUAAUAUAAAGCACCUCCCUGCAGAAAUUGGUCGCCUCACAAAGCUACAGAGAUUAGACCUCAGUAAUAAUAAUUUGGUGACCCUUCCUGAUCAUAUAUUCUCUAACUUCACUAAUUUAGCUACAUUAAUUUUAAGUUAUAAUCAACUAGAAUGUAUGGCACCCACAAGUUUUUCUGGACUCCAUAAACUAAGAAUUUUAUCUUUACACGGUAAUAAUAUUUCCUCAAUACCAUAUGGAACUUUCAAGGACCUAACUUCUUUAACACAUUUGGCCCUGGGAGGAAACCAGUUGUACUGUGACUGUAACCUUAAAUGGCUGUCUGACUGGAUAAAGAAGGAUUACGUAGAAUCGGGAAUUGCUUCCUGUGUGGGCCCCAGCUCUAUGUUAAACAAACUGCUGCUGACCACUCAGUCCUCUCUCUUCCUGUGUAAUGGACCACCUGACCCUGAGGUGAUUGGGAAGUGUAACGCGUGUCAGAGACAGCCGUGUCUUAACGGAGCCACAUGUAAGAGUGUGGACUUCAAGAACUACACGUGUGAAUGUCCAGCGGGUUACCAUGGGGACAAGUGUGAGAACGAGAUCAACGCGUGUUUUAUAAACCCCUGUCUCAAUGGCGUGUGUGAAGUAUUGGAUCAUGGAAGAUUCAGGUGUAAAUGUAACAACGGGUUUCGAGGUGACCGAUGUGAAAUUAACAUUGAUGAUUGUGCAGGCCACGCUUGUAUGAAUAAUGGUUCCUGUAUAGAUCUAGUGGAGGGGUAUACCUGCUCUUGUGCUCAGGGCUACACAGGCAAGAUGUGUCAGCAAAAAAUCCGAUAUUGCCAUGGAAAUUACAACUUUUGUCUGAACGGGGGUACCUGUGUUAAUCAAGACACAGAUUACAGCUGCAAGUGUGCCACAGGUUACGGGGGGAAGAACUGCUCGGAGAACCUUGACGACUGUAAGUCCCACAUUUGUCAGAACGGGGGUCGGUGUGUGGACGGCCUGGGGACCUACUCCUGCUACUGUCCCCGAGGCUACUCCGGACGAUUCUGUGAAAUCGCCCCCCUCGCUGUUAACAAUCUCUUCUCUUAUAACAGUCUCUGCAAAUCUCACGCCUGUCAAAAUAAUGGAGUGUGUUACGUACCCAAGGGUGGAUCACACUACAUGUGCCAGUGUGCUCCAGGUUUCUCUGGUAAGAAGUGUGAGAAGCUAACCAGUGUGUCGUUUAUUGCUGAGGACUCCUACAUACAGAUGCCUCAGAUUGACUUUCAGUCCACAGUUAAUAUCACCAUGGAAAUGAAAACUGAGUCCGACUCUGGUGUUAUAUUCUAUAUUGGAGCCGAUCAACAUUUAGCUGUAGAAUUAUUCCGGGGUAGGAUUGGAAUCAGUUUCUUCACCGGAAAGUCACCCCUCUCCACAAUGUACAGUUACAUAUUUAGUUACAUAACGGUUAAUGAUGACAGCCUACAUACCAUAGAACUUAUCGUCCAUCACCGUAACUUCACCAUGCGAGUGGAUGGGGGUGUGUCUCGGUCAGUCGUUAACAUGGGGGAGAGUGAAUAUCUUAAUGUUAAGGAUGAUAUGUUUAUUGGUGGACUUUCAUCAGACAAAAGUAAAGAGGCUCUUAAAAAAUUCCAGAUUAGGAGUCAGUCCAGUUUCAAAGGUUGCUUCCAUGGUUUUUACAUAAAUGGAAAACAACAGGACUUCAGUUCAUCUAAAUAUAACCAUAAGGUCAUGCCGGGGUGUAAAGUGGAUCCCUGUGCUAAUAAUAAAUGUAAAAAUGGUCAGUGUAAACCCAGGAAAAAGAAGGGAGGCUAUCGAUGUAAAUGUAGGAGAGGGUACUCAGGCAAAUACUGUAACCUCGUUCCAACAUGUAAACCAAAAGUAUUCCGUAGCAGAUAUACUCAUCCAGUCACAAAGUGUGCUUCAAAAACGCGCAUAAAAUUCCGGAGCUGUGAAGGAUCGUGUGGAAAAGACUGCUGUAAACCUCGCAAAAUAAAAACACGUAAAGUCAGACUUUACUGUAAAGACGGAUAUUCAUAUAUUCAUAACCUCGCAGUUAUCCGAAAAUGUGGCUGUAAAAAGUGCCAGUAGUAUCAUUACACAUUGAAGACUUCAUAAUAUUGUCGCGUACGUAAUGUAACAAUUGUCUAAUGUCAUACAGUGGUUGGAGAAUCAGUGUAAAUGUGGAGUCCAGUGUAUUUCAAUAUGAAGAGAACUGCCACAUCAGGCAUAUUAUACAUGUACAAAAAUGGAUGUCUGCCAGUUUGGACAGAUAAAUUUUUUGUUCGGUGUUACACUUUUGACAUUCAAAGUGUGUUCAGAGGUUCCAAAUCCAACUCCAAGGUUUGGCAAAAAAGUGUGAGGUUUACUCAUUUUUUCCCAUUUUAAUGGGAAAUGCAGGGAAAUGGUUCUUCCGACAAUUAUCCCAAAUGAAUUCACUUCUGAGAACAUUCAGGCCAGCUAUGUGUGUACCUGGAUGGAAGGAGUGAAAAGUGACAUGAGAAUGAAGUAAUUAUGGUUCACAUCAUACAAUAAACCUUAUAUCACAAAGGUUGUGACAAACUUGUGAACAACUCAAUACAUUAUAGCACAUGCAGAAACGUGUUUUUCUGUUCCAAACCAAGAGUCUUGUAUAUUUAGUGCAUGUACAGCAUUCUAUGUAAAUUGUUUGCACUUCAGAGUCAAAUGUUUCAGUAUAUAUGUGAUGUUAUUUUGAAUGGCAAAUAUUUAUUUGAAACAUGUUUUAGAUACAUUGACAAACAUAUCUUUUUUGUAAUAUAUUGUCAUGUUAUCAGGUUUAUUAGGGUUUAAUUAAAGAGCUGAAACGUAUCUGCAAUAAAGCUCUAAUUUGCUUUAUUGCACCAAUUUUGCCGGUUGCUAAGGCUACAAAUUAUAACAAAAA